Molecule: messenger RNA, 2598 nt
Organism: Pseudogymnoascus destructans
Lineage: Eukaryota; Fungi; Ascomycota; Leotiomycetes; Thelebolales; Thelebolaceae
Gene: NIP1
Product: Translation initiation factor 3 subunit c
Exons: 3
Coding region: 1-2598 (865 amino acids)
Biological process (GO): translational initiation
Cellular component (GO): eukaryotic translation initiation factor 3 complex
Molecular function (GO): RNA binding; translation initiation factor activity; translation initiation factor binding
Source: RefSeq, a predicted model, not a curated record
AUGAGUUCAAAAUUCUUCCGUACCGGAGACGACACCUCCAGCGAGAGCAGCUCCGAGGAGGAGGAGGAGCUUUACUCUGAAUCGGAAGACGAGGAGCAAGAGGCGUCCGAGUCCGGCUCCGAGAAAGAAGAUGAGGAGGGCGAGAGUGAAUCCGAGGAUGAGAAGGCCGGCGGCAAGAAGACCGGUGCCAUGGCCUUCUUCCGUGGUGCCGGAUCUGACGAGGACGAGAGCACCGACGAUGAGCAAGUCCACGUUGUGAAGAGCGCCAAAGACAAGCGUUUGGAGGAGCUGGAGGCAACAUCCAAGGCCAUCGAGAACGGAAAGAAGAUCAACGACUGGGGUUCUAUCUCCGCAGAGUUCGAUAAGAUCAACCGUCAGGUUGUCAAGCUUCUUCAAUCCGGAAGCAUGCCCAAGCUGUACAUUAAGGCCAUCGCCGACCUCGAGGACUUCAUGAACGAGACGAUCGCGAAGCAGAAGGUUACUGCGAAGAAGAUGAAUGCCACAAAUGCCCGUGGUCUCAACGCGGUCAAGCAACGUAUCAAGAAGAACAACAAGGACUACCAAAAGGAUGUCGAUGCUUACAGAGCCGACAAGGACGCCUUCAUGGAGUCGGAGGAAGAGGAAGAGGUGGUGGUCGUUAAGAAGCCCGGAAAGGCUGCUGUCAGCUUCGCAUUAGAUGAGGAGCCAGGAGCAGACGAUGGGUUCCAUACCGUUGGAAAGGGCGGCCGCACCUUACAAUUCACACCCGAGAGCAUCUUGAAGCAUCUGCGGAGCAUCAUGGAGUCCAGAGGAAAGAAGAACACCGACCGCACAGAACAGAUCAAGAUCAUGGAGAAGCUUUACGAAGUCGCCACCACACCGUACCAGAAAAUCCGCGUGCUUCUUACCUUGAUUUCGACUCGUUUCGAUUUAUCCACUGGUGCACAGACCUUUAUGUCCCAGGAGCAGUGGAAGGCUGCUGAGCAGGAGUUCGGAACUCUUCUUACAAUACUGGAGUCAAAUCUCGAUCUUGUGGUCGUGGAGAACGCCGAGGACUGGGAAGAUGACGAGAAGGCGCCGGUCCCAGUUGCUGGCGAGAAGCUGAAGAUUCCAGGCAGCGUGGUAUCUUAUAUUGAAAGGCUAGACGACGAGCUCACCCGAUCCUUACAGCAUAUCGAUCCUCAUACCGCAGAGUACAUUGACAGGCUCUCGGACGAAGGCUCUCUCUAUAACAGCAUCGUCAGAACUCAAUUAUAUGUUGAGAUGAUGACAAAAGAUACUAGCUUAGAGAUCCCGCAAGAUAAUACAAACAGGAUUAUCAUGCGAAGACUGGAGCAUGUAUACUUCAAGCCCGCUACCGUAGUCAAGAUUUUGGAAGAGAACUGCUGGAAGUCAAUCCCGGCAUCUCUCCAGUCGACGAUUACUUCGCAAACCCAAACUCCCGAUGCCACCGCUCUCGUCAAUGUUCUCUGCAACUACCUCUUCAUUCACAGCGAAGGUAUCAUCCGCGCUCGCGCUAUGCUUUGCCAGAUUUACUUCUUGGCACUGCACGAUAACUACUAUAAGGCUCGCGAUAUGAUGUUGAUGUCGCAUUUACAAGAGACAAUCAGCAACUUCGACGUCAACAGCCAAAUCCUGUUCAACAGGACCCUCGUCCAAGUUGGUCUCUGCGCGUUCCGUGCUGGACUCGUGUAUGAGGCACAGAACACGCUCCAGGAAAUCUGCGGUAGCGGACGCCAAAAGGAGUUGCUCGCUCAGGGUGUUAUGAUCCAACGUUACAACCAAGUUUCGCCCGAGCAGGAGCGCCUUGAACGCCAGCGCCAGCUGCCAUUCCACAUGCACAUCAACCUCGAGCUCCUCGAAUGUGUGUACCUUACUUGCAGCAUGCUCCUCGAGAUUCCUCUCCUGGCACAAACCGGGUCAUCCCCGGAUAUCAAGAAGCGUGUUAUCAGCAAGACCUACCGCCGUAUGCUCGAAUACCAUGAGCGCCAAAUCUUCACUGGGCCACCGGAGAACACCCGUGACCACGUCAUGCAGGCGUCGAAGGCUCUUGCAGCAGGCGAGUGGCAGAAGGCUACUGAGUUCAUCCACUCCAUCAAGAUUUGGGAGUUGAUGUCGAAACCGGAUGCCAUUAAGACCAUGCUUUCUGAGCAAAUACAAGAAGAGGGUCUUCGCACAUAUCUCUUCACCUACGCUCCUUUCUACGACACCUUAUCUGUUGCCACUCUAUCAUCCAUGUUCGAGUUGUCCAACCGCAAGGUUGCCGCCAUUGUCAGCAAGAUGAUCAGCCACGAGGAGCUUGCUGCUGCUCUUGACCAGGUCAACUCGUCCAUCAUCUUCAGGAAGGGUGUUGAGCUGAGCAGACUCCAGAGCUUGGCUCUGACUCUGAGUGACAAGGCCAGCGGUCUCAUUGAGAGCAAUGAGAGGACCCUGGAGACUAGAACACAAGGCACCGCAAAUGCCUUUGAGCGCCAAGGCGGCAGGGGCGGACGUGGUGGUGGCAGGGGAGGACAGAGAGGUGGCCGUGGUGGCGGACGUGGUGGCGGACCGAAUACCCAGAGACAAGAGGGUGGGACAAGGUUCACCGGUGGCGCCCUUGGUGCGGCAGUCCGAGCGUAA